GUUUACUUCCAUUUUGUUGGAGAUAACGUUUCUGCAUCAUCCAUGCUAAGAUUUGUCAUGGUGAUUUGAAGAUUUCUUUUAUGUCAUGGUGCCCAAAGCUGGUGGAUAUGAAGAUAUAUUUUCCCCUCUCUCGACAACUGUGUGCAACAUCAUGUGGACGGUGUGCAAUGUGGUGUUAAUAUGUGCAACAGUGUAUUUGUUGAUCGCUGCACUGCUCUGGUACUGAGAUCAAUUUUCUUAAAAUACACUCUUUUUCACUGUGGAUUAAUAAUUCUAUAUGACCAUAAAACCAAGCUCCUAUUUGACCGCUCACCCUUGUUCAACAUGUGCCAUAAACUGGAUAUUUAUGUCCCAGAGGUUAGUGAUUCAUUCCGUCUGCAUAAUACAUUAGAGCCAGCAUGUAAUCAAAUAAUGUGUUUGUGACUUGUAAACAUUAUGUUAAGCUAGCCAGUGGUUAAUAUCUUUACAAGGAAUUAUGUAAUAUUUAGACUUCCUGGAAGUUAUUUAAUAAUAAAUGGUUUUACCUUUGACAUCGUCCUUCAACCUCAAGCCCGACUGGAAUCAGUGAACACUCCAGAGACAAAUGGUAUUUGUUAAAUUCUGCAAGUUUUUCCCUGUGUUGUGGCAUGCUGCAAGUCUGGCUGAUGACUCCUAACAGCAGUGUGUGUUAAUAUUCAAUAGCUCUGCCUCCAGAGGGCAGCGCGAUAAUGGAAAGGAGUGUAACGGAAUUGGCCAACAUUGGACAAAUAGUCUGACUCAGCAGCAGCAAUGGAUAUACGCUAUAUAAGAAGUUGGUCGCCAGGUUGUGUGGAGACGAUUCCGUACGAUGGUGGUCAGUGAGGAAGCAGUGAAUAUUCUAUUUAAGUCGUGAUUAGGAGGAGAUAGCGCCUGGCAUUAUGGAGGGGUGUCUGAGACCUUUGUGUUCGGUUAUUGGAUGUACCAAACGUGGCGCCAGUUCCACUCCCGAUUGUACAGACAAUUCAGUUGAGGAUAAGAGACCACUGAAGAUGGCGACCGGCAGCCCCAACUACAAGAUCAUCUUGUGUGGGGAGUAUGGGGUCGGCAAGAGUUCUAUCUUCAGACGAUUCCGCAAUAAUACCUACAUUGAAGAAACAGGGAAGAAAUCUACCAUUGGAUUGGACCAGAGCACGCAGGUGUUUGAAGUCAAGGGUUCCGAUGUAAAGCUGACCUUAUGGGACACAGGCGGCAUGGAGAGGAUGAGCUUCAUCGGGUCGAGCUACUAUCGAGGGGCACAGGCGGCCUUGUUGUGCUACAAUGUGAAUAACAAAGACACCUUCACAAUCCUUUCCCAGUACAUCCUUGACAUUGUCAUGAAUGCUGAAGGUGCCAAGAUAUUCCUCUGUGGAAACAUGGCCGAUUCCAAUGGAGACAGUGAAACUGUCACGGAGAGCGACUUUGACGCUUUCAUGAGUGAGUGUGGCGACGUUUUGUCUGCCGUGUACCAAGUUUCUUGUAAAGACAAUGUUGGCAUCCAGGAAAUGUUCACCGAUAUGGCGAAAAUAUUACAUGAAGAGGCGAUGAGCAAAAUGACGAUUCGGCGAGACUACAUACGGCCGGGGGAAACUCCCGAUAAUUUGAAUGGGAAGAAAAAGUGUUGUUGAUGAUGAGUGCAUGAGUGUAUAUAUGGUCUGUAUGUGAUAUUAUCUCUUGAUGUUGCAAUAACCAGCCCUAUUGGUGAUGUGGUUCUUCAUAAUGGUUGCAUGGGUGGGUAUAUCCAUGAUCUUGGGCAAUGUGAUAUUGUCUGCAAUGAAGACUGGUGGUACUGUGUAUGGUCUUCUGAUGGAUGCUAUUGGAUGUUCUACAAGAUGUUGGUCUUCUGAUUGAUCCUAUUGGAUGUUCCACAAGAUGUUGGUCUUCGGAUGGAUGCUAUUGGAUGUUCUACAAGAUGUUGGUCUUCGGAUGGAUGCUACUGAAUGUUCUUCAAGAUGUUGGUCUUCUGAUUGAUCCUAUUGGAUGUUCUACAAGAUGUUGGUCUUCUGAUUGAUCCUAUUGGAUGUUCUACAAGAUGUUGGUCUUCUGAUGGAUGCUAUUGAAUGUUCUUCAAUUGGAUGUUCAUCAUGGUGACUGCAUAUGGAGGUGUUCAUGUGGUGUUCUUCUGUGGGUGCUUUUCAUGUCAUCCCAUCAAGCUGAUGUAGUGAUUCAAGUGAACAGACUUUGUGGUAUUACAAAUGUUCUCUGAGGAUGUGAUGUAACAAUUCAUCCAAGUUUUGGUGAAAUAUUACCUUCUGUGCCAUCAUGUACCUAUUCAGAGCUCCAGAUAUGCUCUGUAGUUGAGUAAAAUAUGCAAAAUAGAUCACCAUUACCCAAUUAAGUUUGAAUUGUUUGUGAACAAAUACCCUUGAAAGAUUUUUAAAAACUGAUAGUGUAA
Haliotis rufescens (red abalone) is the source of this 2389-nucleotide messenger RNA. RefSeq names its product GTP-binding protein ypt1-like. Bases 897 to 1622 code for a protein of 241 amino acids. NCBI's taxonomy places the organism in Eukaryota, Metazoa, Mollusca, Gastropoda, Lepetellida, Haliotidae. Gene Ontology annotation, molecular function: GTPase activity; GTP binding. The record is from RefSeq and is a predicted model, not a curated record. The transcript has 3 exons.